Messenger RNA from Boeremia exigua, 3528 nucleotides. RefSeq lists its product as uncharacterized. Bases 1 to 3528 code for a protein of 1175 amino acids. The record is from RefSeq and is a predicted model, not a curated record. Lineage: Eukaryota; Fungi; Ascomycota; Dothideomycetes; Pleosporales; Didymellaceae. The transcript has 2 exons. Gene Ontology annotation, molecular function: L-aminoadipate-semialdehyde dehydrogenase [NAD(P)+] activity; phosphopantetheine binding. Gene Ontology annotation, biological process: L-lysine biosynthetic process.
AUGGCCUCCAGCAGCCUUCCCGACCCGACGGCAGACCUUCACUGGUCUGACUUCAAGGGCCCCAUCCACGAGAUCUUCGCUGCCAAUGCGCGCAAGCACCCCGAGCGCCGCUGCGUCGUCGAGACGGCGACCAGCAGGACCCCCGAGCGCGCCUUCACAUACAAGCACAUCUUCGAGGCCGUCGCCGUGCUCUCGCACCACUUCGUGCAGAGCGGCAUCCAGCGCGGCGAUGUCGUCAUGAUCUUCGCCCACCGCGGCGUCGACCUGGUCGUUGCCAUCAUAGCCGUGCUGGCGGCAGGCGCGACCUUCUCCGUGCUGGAUCCACUAUACCCCCCCGACCGCCAGUGCAUCUACCUCGAAGUCUCGCAGCCCCGCGCCCUCGUCGUCAUCAACAAGGCCACACAGGAAGCCGGCCAGAUCUCCGACCAGGUCCGCCAGUACAUCGCAGACAACCUGCAGCUCAGGACCGAGGUACCGGCCCUCGAGCUCAAGGAUGACGGUACACUCGUUGGAGGCAGCCGAGACGGCGCCGACGUCCUGGCUGAGCAGCAGAAGAGCAAGGCAGAGCUGCCGGGCGUCCUCGUCGGCCCUGAUUCCACACCCACACUGUCCUUCACAUCUGGCUCGGAGGGCAAGCCCAAGGGCGUCAAGGGGCGACACUUCUCGCUGACCCACUACUUCCCGUGGAUGGCUGAGACAUUUGGACUGUCUGAGAACGACAAGUUCACUAUGCUGUCGGGCAUCGCCCACGACCCCAUCCAGCGAGACAUCUUCACACCCCUGUUUGUUGGUGCUCAGCUGCUUGUGCCGAGCAAGGAGGACAUCCAGCACGAGAAGCUGGCCGAAUGGAUGCGCAAGUACGGCGCCACAGUCACACACUUGACACCAGCCAUGGGUCAGAUCCUGGUAGGAGGUGCUUCGGCCAUCUUCCCUGCCCUACACCACUCGUUCUUCGUUGGCGAUCUGCUCAUCAAGCGCGAUGUCAGGAGACUGCAAGCCCUUGCGCCAAAUGUUCGUGUUGUCAACAUGUAUGGUACCACCGAGACGCAGCGCGCUGUCAGCUACUACGAAGUACCGAGCGCCACCGAAGCCCCCGAGUUCUUGGACAGCAUCGGCGAUGUUGUUCCAGCAGGCCGUGGCAUGAACAACGUGCAGCUGCUGGUAGUCAACCGCGACGAUCGCAACAAGGUGUGCGGCGUUGGCGAGAGUGGAGAAAUAUACGUUCGCGCUGGUGGUCUCGCCGAGGAAUACUUGGGCCUGCCAGACAUGACGUCUUCCAAGUUCGUGGACAAUUGGUUCGUUGAUUCCAAGAAGUGGGCAGACGAGGACAAGCAGCGAGUCGAGAGCCAGGGCGCAGCUGAGCCGUGGCGCGAAUUCUACAAGGGCCCUCGCGACAGACUGUACCGCUCUGGAGAUCUUGGACACUACGGGCCUGACGGCAACGUUCACUGCACUGGACGUGUCGAUUCUCAAGUCAAGAUUCGCGGUUUCCGUAUCGAGCUUGGAGAGAUCGACUCGCAUCUGUCCGCUCACCCCUUGGUCCGAGAGAAUGUCACAUUGCUCAAGCGCGACGCGUACGAGGAGCCCCAGCUGGUCAGCUACAUCGUUCCCGAGAUGAAGCGAUGGUACGACUGGCUCGAGGAGCGCGGCGCUACCGAGACUUCUACAGAUGAGACCGAUAUGGUCUCCAUGCUCAAGCGCUUUAAGUACCUGAGAGAUGACGUGCGCGAGCACCUCAAGAAGAAGCUCCCGUCCUACGCUGUUCCAUCAGUCAUCGUACCCAUGUUGCGAUUCCCUCUCAACCCCAACGGCAAGAUCGACCGUCCCGCGUUGCCCUUCCCCGAGCCGAAGCAAAUCGCUGCUGCAGGUGCUAGGCGGCCGUCACAGCUGGGCCAAGCUCUGACUCCUACUGAGCAGAAGAUGGCUGAGAUCUGGGCUGAGCUUCUCAGCGACCGCGGUGUGACCGCUGAAAGUCUUAGUGGUGGCGAUUCGUUCUUCGAUCUCGGUGGCCACAGCAUUAUCGCACAACAGCUUCUGUUCAAGAUCCGUCAAGAGUGGAAGGAUAUUGAUGUGCCUAUGACCACAAUCUUCCAGUACCCAACACUGCGCGCAUUCUCAGCGAACAUUGACCAGGCCAUCGACCCCAUCGGUCUGCGACUGGACUCUGCUGAAGCUAUUGAGGACGACCCAGAGGACGAGGCCUACUCCGCCGACGCCAGAGAUCUUGUUGCGCAGUUGAGCGAUUUCAAGACCAGAGAACCUUUGGUGCCUGGUGAGGACAUCCACACCUUCCUCACUGGUGCCACUGGAUUCUUGGGAGCGUACAUCCUACGUGACCUCCUUGCGAGACCUGGCAAGGUCACGGUGUUAGUCCGUGCAAAGGAUCUUGAUGGAGCACUCGAUCGUGUGCGCAAGACCUGCGAAGCGUACGGUAUCUGGGAGGAUAGUUGGGUGGGCCGCCUCGAACCGCUCGUCGGUGACCUCCAGCAGCCCAACUUCGGUCUUGGGCCAAACACUUGGAAUGCGCUCUGCGACUCGGUCGAUGUCGUUAUCCACAACGGCGCUCUCGUGCACUGGGUUCUUCCCUACUCUCGCCUGCGCGGUCCAAAUGUGGAAUCUACCAUGACUGCUCUCUCCCUCUGCUCUACUGGCAAAGCCAAGAACUUUGGUCUUGUGUCAUCCACAUCCGUCCUCGACACCGAUUACUUCGUCAAGUUGUCUGAGAAGUCCGUGUCCGAAGGUGGAACUGGCGUUCUUGAAGAAGACGACCUCGAGGGCGCCCGCAAGGGUCUUGGAACAGGAUACGGUCAGUCCAAGUGGGCUGCAGAGUACAUCACACGUGCAGCUGGCAAACGCGGUCUUAGUGGCUGCGUAAUCCGCCCCGGCUAUGUUCUCGGUGACCCAGAGAACGGCACGACCAACACCGAUGAUUUCCUCAUCCGCAUUCUCAAGAGUUGCGUCCAGCUCAAGUCCCGCCCAGACAUCAAGAACACGAUCAACAUGGUUCCUGUGAACCACGUCGCUCGCGUUGUUGUAUCGUCGACUUUCAGCCCGCCUGUCGCACCGCUUGGUGUAUCGCAAAUCACUUCGCACCCACGCAUCACAUUCCAGCAGUUCCUCGGUAGCUUGGAGUCAUUUGGCUACAACGUUCCUGAAGUACCAUAUUCACAGUGGAAGAAAGACAUGGAGGCCUAUGUUGCGGAUCGUUCCGGCACUAGGGAGGAGAACGCACUGCUGCCGCUGUACCAUUUUGUCACGGGCGACUUGCCAGCCGAUACCAAGGCACCAGAGAUGGACGACCGCAACGCGACGAAGGCACUAAAGGAGGACAAGAAGUGGACAGGGCAAGACUGGAGCGCUGGCGGUGCUGUGACAGAGGAUACAGUGGGUGUGUACCUCAGCUAUCUCAUCGAGCUCGGUUUCAUGCCCAAGCCCGAGAAGAAGGGUCUGAAAGACCUGCUAGUAAGCAAGUUGACAGACGCCAUGAAGGAGACUUUGAAGACCGUUGGUGGUCGCCGUGGUGUAUAG